AUGCUCUCUGCGCCUUGGGAUGGCGCCGCGGCUGUGGCGCCGAUGGAUUGGGAGCGGUCCAUUUCGGGCGCCCUGUCCGUGUCCGUGUCCAUGCUGCGCUUCGCGCUGGCGGCAUUCGCGGCCAUACCUGUGGGGUGGGCGCUCGGGCGCGUGCCCUCGACCACGGGUCGCCACUGGUACUCCCUGUUGACAGGCUUCUUUCUCAUUUUCUAUCCCUUUGGCUGGGAGGUGCUGCAUGUUGUGGCUGUGUCACUCCUCACAUAUGCAACGAUGAGGGUCGCUCCCCAAAGCUGUGGAUUCUGGGGUUGGUGGAUCAAUUUCCCCUAUGUCAUCGCACUGCAUGUCAUGAAUGCAAGCGGAGAAUCCUGGCAGGCAGGGGACAUGGAUAUCACAGGUGCGAUGAUGAUAGUGAUGCUCAAGAAUAUAUCCAUCGCUGUCUGUCGCCAGGAUGGCACAUCCAGCCAG
Molecule: messenger RNA, 465 nt
Organism: Ostreobium quekettii
Lineage: Eukaryota; Viridiplantae; Chlorophyta; Ulvophyceae; Bryopsidales; Ostreobiaceae
Source: the annotation of a GenBank genome assembly